Molecule: messenger RNA, 7734 nt
Organism: Plasmodium gallinaceum
Lineage: Eukaryota; Apicomplexa; Aconoidasida; Haemosporida; Plasmodiidae
Product: formin 1, putative
Exons: 1
Coding region: 1-7734 (2577 amino acids)
Molecular function (GO): protein binding
Source: RefSeq, a predicted model, not a curated record
AUGGAAAAUAGGACAAUUACGUUAGCUACCGUUAAUGACAUUGAAAAUGACAAAAAUGUUGACACACUGAGUAUGAUAACAAAAAUGGAUAUGAAGUUAAAUAAUAGCAAAAAUGGGAAUAAUACAAAAAUAAGAAAUAUAAAGUUUGAAGAUUCAUUAAAAAUGAAUGAAGAACAAAUAAAAGUAAAAGAGGCAGUUUUUAUAUUACAAAAUUUGGAAAAUUUUAAUUAUUCUAUUAGUUAUUCUGAAAUUCAAAAUAUAAGAAAUGAUUUACGAUUAUUUGCCGUUAACAGUUAUCAUGAUAAAAAAUAUUCAGAUUGCUUAAUUCAAGCUAUUCAUUCAUACAUGAUAGCAAAGAAAUAUUAUUCUAAAUUUUAUGGAUUUUUUUUAACAGGAGAUAUGAGUACAGAAUUAAUUUUAAUUUGUAAAUGUUAUGUUUUAAUUGAAAAAUAUAAAGAAGGAAAAAAAUAUUUACAAGAGUUAAAAUUUUUAAUUGAUAAUACUUUAAUAUAUACUCACAAAAAGGGUAUAAUUAAUGAUCAGAAACAAAAAAAAGAAAAAGAAGAACCUGUUAAUGCAAAAAAUGGAAUAUAUAAUAAUAAAAAUUUAGAUAAUAAUUAUGAAGAACCAAUUAUAUUGUGUGGAGUAGAAGUAUUGUCAAAUAUACUUUAUAUUUUUGCAGAUUUAUUAAGUUUAUAUAAAGAAAAUGAUGAAGCGGAAAAAUAUUUUUUAAAAUAUCUUUAUAUUAUUGAAAUGUGUUUUAAUAAAGAUAGUUUAAAUUAUAGUGAUGCAUUAAAUGAUGUGUGUUCUUAUUAUAUAAAAAAUAGAGAAUACACAAAAGCAUUAGCUAUUUGUGAAGAAAUAUUGGAGAUAAGAAAAAAAUAUUUUGGUGAUUAUAAUUCUGAAAAUCCAAGCGAAGUAAUUGCUGACUGCUAUUGUAAUUUGGGAUUAUUAUUAAGAUUAUUGGGUAAUUCUGUAGAAUCUUUACAUAAAUAUUUGAUUGCAGUAGACGUGAGAAUGCGAAUUCAUAAAACUAGAUACACUAUAGAAGUUCAAGACAUUUUAUUUUCUUUUGCUAUUAUUAUGCAUCAACUUAAUAAUUUCAAAAUAUCCUUACAAUUAUAUAAAGAAGUAUAUUCUUUUUAUAAAAAUUAUUAUGGUCCAGAUGAUAUUAAUACUAUAAUUGCUUAUAAGUUAGUUGAAGAACUAGAAAAAGAUGUUAUGAAAAAAUCGGAUACAAAUGAAAUAAAUGCUAAUUUAGAAGAUUAUAUGGGGAAAAUAAAUGAAAAAUCAUUAAGAGAUAAUAAAAUAGAUAAAAAUUGGAACUCUUUUAGUGAUAAAUUAAAAAAUAUUCCAAAAAAUGGAGAUGUUGAUCCAAAUCUAAUUGAAAAUCUUAUGAAUGAAAAAAUUUUAAUUAACACAAAAAAUCCUCAUAAAAAUUUGGGAGAUAAAAAAACCUUGUUAACAUUAGAAGGGAAUUUUAGAUAUAAUGAUUUAAGUUAUUGUAGUAUUGAUGCAUAUAAACAUAUGCAAUCAAAUAAAGAAUUUGAAGUUAUAAAAAGUUCUUUUUUUACAUCUUCCUCGAUUAAUAGAGUCAAAUCACUAUAUGCAGAUUCUUGGAAAAAUACUUUAAUUCCUUCCACAUAUAUAUUACCUUUUGUUGAAACAAAAUUAGUAGAUGAUAAAUUAAUUCAAUUAUCAGAAUGCAAAGAUUUUCAAAAUGCUAUUAUUUUCAAAAGGAAAAUAUUACCUAUUGUUAAUAUACCAUUAAUUGAAAGAGGAUAUGUAAAAUUAGAAAAUGAUGAACCUAUUAUGAUUUGCAAUGAAGACGCCAAAGUUUUAUUAAACGAAUGGAAUAUUAAAGAGCCUUUUGUAGAUUCUCAAGGUAAUGUAAUUAGUAAAUAUGAAAGUUUAGAUGAAGAAUUUCAUAUGUUUUUAUCUAUAUUAGAUGAAAAUAAUGAUAUUAUGUUAGGAUUUUAUAAUAAUCCUUUAUAUGUACCAAAUCCUGCUAUUUAUCACUGUAUUAUUUUAAAUGAUCCAUCUUAUUUCGAUAAAUAUAACCAUAGUCAUAAUAUAUACUCUUAUAAUUCUUUACAAGAAAAUGAUAAAAAAAAAAAUUCGAAAUAUGUUGAUUUUAAAGAUGUAAAUUCCAAUAAUUUAAAUUUAUAUAGUGAUAGUGAUUCGUCUGAUUCUAAGAAUAAUAUCGAAGCUAUAAAAAAUAAAGAUAAACACGAUACUAAUAUAUUUAAUUCUUUAAAAUCUGUUGAAAAAAAUAUUGAAAAUAUUAAAACAAUAGAUGUAAUAGAUAAAAAAUAUUCUCUUACAGAAACUGAACUUCUUAAAAAGAAAAAAUCUAUCGAUAAUAUGAAGGAAUUUGUACCAAAAGAAAAACAUAUAAUGGAAAUGAAAAAAAAUAAAUCAAAUAUAAUGUCAUCUAAAGAAAAAGUGUUAGAAAAUACGUUAAGUAAUAAUUCAUUAAACAAUUUAAAUAAAAAGAAAUCAUUUAAUGAAUUAAUGAAAAAGCCCAGUCUUAAAAGUAGCAGUUCUUUAUCUAAUAAAGUAGUUACAGAUAAUUAUAAAGAAAAUAUUAAUGAGAAUGAAUUUAAUAAUUCUUCUAAAAAUGAUACAAAAAGUAAGUCUUUUUCUGAAGUGAAACCUGAUAAUAUAAAAGAAUCAAAAACAAGUGAUGUUAAAUCAAUUUUUAAAAAGAACUCAAAAUAUUCUACACAUUUAAAUACAAAAAAAAAUAGUUUUAAAGAAAAAAAACAUAUUUUAAAAAUGAAGAAUAAUAAUUCCACAAGAUUAUUUUCAAAAGAAAAAUAUGUAGUAAAAAAAUUUAGUAAGUUAACCAAUUCUUUUAAAAAUAUGAACGAAAAAAGCAAAUUAAUUAGUCAGAAAAGCUCAAAAAUAUUGGAUAUAUUAGAAAAAACUAAUAGAAAUGUUAAAUUUAAAAAAGAGCCAAUUGUAAAAUCAUCUAUUGAUCAAAAUAUUAAAUUGGAUUUACAAAAUAAUAUGAAAAAAAUUACUCAAUAUGAUAUGAAUAACUUGAAAAGAGAAAUAUAUUAUGAUGAUUUUCCAUCUAACAACUAUACAAAUUCUACUAAUUUAUCUUUUGAUGAUGAUAAGGAGACAGUUGCAAGUUAUGCAGAAUAUGAAAAAAGUAAAAAAAUAUAUUCUUCAAAUAAUAAUACUAGAAAUAAUCAAGAUUUUUGUUUUAAAAGAUAUCCCAUUAAUAAAAAUAAAUUGAAAAACAAAAAUAGAUUAAUUCUUUUUAAUGAUGAAAAUGAUGAGGAUAUAGAAAAUUUCAGUGAGUGUAACAAGAACAGUUCUAAUGAACUUGUUAAUGAGAAGAAUUCCAAAGAUGUUAAAACAAUUUAUAACGAUUAUAAUAGUGAAUAUAAUGAUGAAGAUGUUGUUGAUAUAUAUAAAGUCUUUGACGUUAAUAUGUCAUCUGAUAAUUCUAGUGAUGAAUCUUAUUUUAAUUAUUCAAAAGAAAAAAAAGAUAAUCAAAAAAAUAACUUAUAUUCUACAUUUAAAUCAACUAAUAGUAAAAAAAAUGAAAAAAUGAAAGAAAUUAGAAAUUAUAUGUUUUCUAACAGCACAUUUAAAGAAAAUUCUAAAAAUGUAGAAAAUUUUAAUAUGAAGAAUAUUAAUCUUAAUGCUAUUCAAAAUGAAACAAUCAAUAAUAAUGCUAAUCUUCCUGAAAUUAAUUUAAAGAAUAAAAUAAAAAAUAUUAAAAAUGUAAAAAAUUAUGAUAUUUUGUUUAAAUUUAGUUUUAACAAAGAAGAACCAUUUGAUAACAAAAAUUUUUCUUUGAACAAUCUCAAAAGUAAUGAUAUAAGUAAAGAAGAAUUAGAAAAUGAUAUAUUUUUAAAUAAUUUAAAAUUAAGUGAUAAAGGAGUUAAAGAAAUAUUGGAAGAUAGUGAAUUAUCCACAUCUUCAGUUUUACAGAAUAAAAGUGAAAAAAGAAUAAUAAAUAUAGAAAAUAAGAAAGAAAAUAAAUUAAGUAUACAUUUAAAAGAAAAAGAUUUUUUUUUGAAAAAUAAUAACAAAUCUAUAUUUAAAAAUAAUAAUUUAAGAGAAAUGGAUAAAAUUGUAGAAGAAAUCUUAAGUGAAAAUGAAGAAUUUUAUGAUGAAAUCACUAAACAAACCCGAAUUUAUGAGGAAAAAAAUAAUUUUGACACUCCAAGUAAUAGUGAGUUUUCACAAAAUAAUGAUAACAACAUUCUCUACAAAAAUGAAUAUAUAAAUGCAAGUAAUAGUGAUAAAAAUAAUAGAAUUAUUCAUAAAGAUGAAACCCUUGAUGAAAUCGAUGAUCAAAAUAGUAAUUAUGAUAAACUUCAUGAAAAUGAUACUAAUGAUUUAGAAAAUGGAGAAGUAACCCUUUCAGAUAGAUUAGAAUGUGAAAAAAUAGAUGAUGUACAAAAGAGCAUUUUUGCUGAUAAUUUAUUUUUAAGAAGUAACUCAAUAGAAGAACUAGACUCCAAUUUAGUCACCAAUAAAUAUAAAAGUAACGAUUUGAAUAUUAUAAGAAGUGAAAUUAAAAAUAAUAACAUAAACAAUAUUUUGGAAAAUUAUCAAGAUGAAGUCGAUAAAAGUACUGAUUCAGAUAUAUAUAAUAAGAAAAAACAUAUUAAAUUAAAUGAUAAUAAUUCUUUAGAAAAGGAAGAUAAUGUAAAAUUAAGUAAUACUUAUAGUUUAAAUACUAAGAAAGGUGAAAAAAAUAAAAUGAAGAGAGAAGGCAAGUUCAAAUCAAAUAAAAAAGAUAAAAUAAAAAUGAAUAGCUACGAUCAUUUAGAUCAUUAUGAUGAUCAAAUUCAUGUAAAUGAAGAUUAUAUUAACAAUGAAAGAGUAUCAAAUAUGGAAGAAAAUAAAACCAAAUUCUCUUUAGAUAAAUAUACAUGUAAUAAUUUAAUUAAUAGUAGUGAUAAUAUUAACAAUACUAAUAUCAUGAAUGAUAUAAAUAAUAUAACUGAACUAGGAAAUAUAAAUCUUGUUGAUAAUGAUAUAUAUAAUAUAAAUGAUUUUGAUAAAAUUAAUCAUUUGAACGACAAAAAAAAAAAAAAAAAAAAAUCAUCAUAUUUUUUGCCUUUAAAUAAAAAAAUACGAAUUUUAAAAUUAUUUUCCUUUUUUACAAAAAAGAAAUAUAAAAAAAAAGAAAAUUUAAAAACAGACAAUGAAUAUAUUAAUGAUAUACCAUUUAAUAAAGAUAGUAUAAAUUUAAAUAAUAAUUCUGUAAUUAAUAUAUCACUAGAAAACAAUAAUACAAAAACAUUAAAUGAACUAGAUAAUAUACCAUUGAAAGAGAAAAAAUAUUUUUUUUUAUCAGAAUCCUUACAUGGAAUGGAAAAACCAAAGUUAAGCUUAAAAGGAAAAAAUUUGACAUUAAAAAAACUGACAAUGAUGAAAAAAGUUUCUUUUACUAAAAAAAAUGUUAAUGAAAAAAGUGAACCUUUGUCUAGAAGUUCCAGUGUUAUAAAAUUAGAAGGGAAAGAAAAUAACAAUGUUAUGAAGAAGCAGUUAUCAAAAGAAAACAUUAUAUAUAAAGGAGAAAUAAAUGAAAAAAAUAACAGUGACACCAUCUUGAAACAAUUAUCAAAAGAAAACAUUAUAUAUAAAGAAGAAAUAAAUGAAGAAAAAAAAGUUUUAAUAAAUAAUAUAGAAAAUAAUUCUACAGUACAAAAUUCUGAAAAUAAUAAAACAAAAGGAAUAUUAAAAAAUAUGGAGCAAAAAAAUAUUCCAAAAAGUAUAAUAAAUAAAAAGGAAAAUAAUGAAAAUAUAUUAAAUAAAACAAAUGUUGUAAAUGAUAUUAAAAAAAAUAUUGAUAGUAAUAAUAAUAAUGAAGUUAAAAUUGCAAAAAAUAUAAAUGAUAAGUUAUCAUAUGAUUUAUUAAAAAGAAUAAAAUUUUGUAAAAUUGGAUAUGAAGAUGAUGAUUCAUUAGGAACUUUACCAGUUGUUCAUUUAUUGAAUGAAAAUAAAGAAGUUAUUGCAAUUGUCCCAUGGCAAAUUGAUCUAACUUCUUUCACUUUAGCAAAAUCAUCAAUAGAAGAAGAAACAGUAAGAAAAUUAGGUCUGUUGUCUAGAAAAUUAGAACUAACAAUAGAUGAAAGAAAAAAAGAUAUAGAAAAAGAAACAAAACUACUAAGUGGAGAAGGGUUAAAAGAAUUAGGUCUAUUAGAGACUUCAGGAAUUUCUAAAGGUCCUAUACGCGGUGAAAAUUUAAUAUCAGGAAUUGAUUUGAAUGCAAUAAAAACUUCAUAUAAAAUAGUAAAGAAAAGUGAACCUAAAGAAAAGGUAAUGAAAGCACCAAAAGAACCCCCUAAAAGUACACAAAAAGCAAAAGGGGGAAAAAAAGAACCACCGAAAUUUAUGAAAGGACCUCCAAAAAAUAUAAAAGGUGGGCCUAUAUUAGGAAAAAGUAAAGUUGCUAAAAUGAAAAAUGUAAAAGAUGAAGGAAAAACAAAAAGAUUUUUCUGGGAGGCUUUAUUUGAAGAUGAUAUAAAAGGAACUUUAUUUGAAGAAAAAAAAGAUUUAAUAAAAAAAAUUGCAAUAGAAAAAGAAAAUGUAGAAAAGUGCUUUGCUAAAGCUGUUAGUAAAAAAGAAGAAAGUAAAGAAGCGAAAAUUAAAAAACCAAAAGUUAUACAAUUAUUACCAGAUUCUAAAAGAGAAUAUAAUAUGUCUAUCGCUUUAUCAAAAUUCAACAAUUAUACAUUUAAAGAAAUUAGAGAUGCAAUUAUGGAGUUAAAUCCUACAAUACUUAAUUUAGAUAAUACAGAAGUUUUAAUGCAGUAUGUUCCUACCGCAGAAGAAAUUGAAAUUGUGAAGGAAUAUAUUAAUUCUAAUGGUGAUUUAAAUUUAGUAGACAAACCAGAACAAUAUGUUUCUGCUUUGAUUGGGGUUCCAUUACUAAAACAACGAUUAGAAUCUCAUUAUUAUGCUCUUUCAUUUAAAGAAAAUUAUGAAAAUACUUUAAAUCCAUUAGAAUGUAUAUUAGAAUCAUGUGAAGCUGUUAAAAAUUCGGUAAAACUGUUUACUAUUUUAUUCACAAUUUUAAAUGUAGGUAAUACAUUAAAUUUUGGAGAUUCUCAAAGAGGUAAUGCUUUUGGUUUUAAGUUAACGACUUUAGCUAAAUUAAAUGAUAUAAGAUCGAGUACCAAACCUAUUAGAACAUUAUUGCAAUACAUUUGUGAAAUAAUUUUUGAAAAAGAUGCGGAAAUCUUAAACAUAAUUGAUGAAUUAAGAUGUAUUGAAAAGGUUGUUAAAACGGAAAAGCAAACAAUUGAUGCUCUUCUGCAGAAAUUAAAACUAGGCUCUAAUAAAAUUAAGAAUGUUUUAGAACUAGCUAAAAAAAAUCCAUCUGAUCCUUUAUAUGAAGCUCUUACAGAAUUCUAUUCCAGUGUUGAACCAAAAAUUGUAGAAUUGGAAAAUUUUUACAAUCAAACUUUUGAUGUAUUCAAAGAAGUAGCUCUUUAUCUCGGUUAUAAAGAAAAAGAAGUUAGUAAUAUUCAAGUUCAUGAUUUUUUUAAACAAUUAUGGAAUUUUAUCCAAUCUGUUGAAUUCAACAGAAAAACUUUAAAUGAGGCUGUUAUAAAAAAAUUAAAAAAACAAGAACAAGCAUUAGCAGUAGAAAAGCAAGGAGUUUCUCCAAGUAAAAAACAAAAUUUUACUAUUAUUAAGAAACAGACUAAAGAACCAACUGCAAAACCAACAAAGAAAACAUUUAAAAUUUUUUAA